CAGAAAGAUUGACGAAAUAUUCAAUAUAUUUAUUUUCGGUUAUUUUGUGCUCUUAUUCUUCGGAAUCGUUACUGAAAUCGAAGAAGUGUUGAGUCUUUUCAGCGCCGAAGAGAAGCCCAGUGUUCUCGAUAUUCUGCUGACCAUUGCUUUGGUUGUGUUGAUGUUGUUCUCCCUCUUCUAUACUCUCAAACAAACCUCUGAUGUGAACGCAGACUCGGCUGAAGCUAAAAGUCUUCUCUAUCAGUAUGUGUUGUCAACUGAUCCCCAGGACAGGACAGCUGUCUAUUAUGAAGAGUUCCAGUUAAUGAUCCCUGGUCUAUUAUCUCAUACUGCAAACUUUACUCUAUUAGGCCUGGUCAAUUUAGAUGCAGAUUUCAUGGCAAAGGCUGUCGUCUUUAUCUACACCUAUACUCUUAUAUUCAAACAAUUCACUUCUGAAAACAAAGAUAAAGCCAAGAAUAUAACUAUAACU
This is a messenger RNA of Oppiella nova, 472 nucleotides long. Lineage: Eukaryota; Metazoa; Arthropoda; Arachnida; Sarcoptiformes; Oppiidae. The record is from the annotation of a GenBank genome assembly.